This is a messenger RNA of Aspergillus vadensis CBS 113365, 1875 nucleotides long. RefSeq lists its product as uncharacterized. The transcript has 3 exons. Lineage: Eukaryota; Fungi; Ascomycota; Eurotiomycetes; Eurotiales; Aspergillaceae. Bases 1 to 1875 code for a protein of 624 amino acids. The record is from RefSeq and is a predicted model, not a curated record.
AUGAGCGCCUUUCUAUUCUAUAGACCCAACUCGAACCCUAACAGAUACUCUAGAAGAGAGCGAUUCAGCCCCCGAUGUACCAAGUCUUCUUCCAACCUUCAUACAAUUCCAUCUCAGCCGUCCAUGGAAGGAUCGGCCAGACCUGUUACGAGACCCCACAACCUUACCGACAGGGACAAUUUCGAUCCAUGUUGUAGAGAUAACACUCAUUGCUCUCAGGCGCAGCCAACCAAUGAUAGAUGCAGCGCGACAUCUGAUAAGGACUGCACUUCGUUGCAUGACCCAUUUCAUGAGCCACAAACAGGCCGUGAGCUUGUUGGGACGUCAGUAGCUGACAAGGGUCAUGACGAUGCAGCUCCUCAGGUUCGGGGGAAGGACGAUGCUGAUUACAUCUCGAAUCAGUCAACUAUCGAACGAAACACUUCAGCGCGAAACUCCGUGGAUGAACCAGCAUUGGCUCCAGCAUCUGUGGAGAGAGACAUUGAUCAUGUGCCAUUUUGCCAGCAGUCUCGAGAAGCCCCCCCAACCCCCGAAAGGCAGUGCUUCUCCCUUUCUUCGACCCAGGUGCAUGCACAACACACAUCAGAAUGUAUAAACAAGAACAAUGACUUUCAGCCUGGAUUACCAUUCACCCUAGCGGAGUUCGCGCCUCCAAACACCGUCAAACGAUCGCCGCUGGAAGAUUGGGGCUCCAUUGAUGCAACACUACAUUGCAGAAAUAGCCCACAUCAAGAUCAAUCUAUACUCGAGGCGGAUAAUCUCUAUAUCCACGACAUCACUGCUCCUAACUCCAAUUCUCCGAUAAGUGACCUGCACGAGUCAGAACUAUUCCCCUUACAUGAAAGUGCUGGCUCAACCGAUGCACCAUUUGUAAAUGAUGAGGGACAAGGUAUCGAGGACGCAUAUUCAGAUCCCAGCCCGCAUCGACCGGUAACGCCGGUCAGGUCUACGUCCGAAGUAUCUGAUAAAGAUCAUUGCACUGCCGCUGACGAUAAUGAGGACGUUCUUGAUCCAUCGGAUGACACUCAUGAGGACUAUACUACAUCGGCUGAUGCACAAUCACUCCCGAGGCCUGAAACAUAUGCGGAACGUGCUUUUGGCGGGAGGAGUGACGAAGGAUCGUCCAAACUCAGUCCUAAUGCAGAGCCGCAUUUCUCACACAAGACGAAGAGUAUAGACUCUGCGAAUGAUACCGCCAGGGAAGGUGAUCGCCCAAUAUCCAUGUCUAAAUUCCCAACUUCGAUCGAGUCGGAGAAGAAAUAUGUGGAAUUUUCACACGUUGAGAUAUUAACCACUUCACCACGAACACCGCAACCUGAAAUUUCAAUUAUCAAAGGGCAUGUUGUUGACCAGACAUGUUGCCAUGCCCCACUGAGCCGAGGGCCGUGGCGCUUAGAUGGGAAUAUACUGUCCAUCGAUAUCAGAGAAGCACAACGCAUUCCCAUUUCUGCUGGGACUUCUACAUUUCGAGUGCUAGAUGGCCAGCUGUUUCAGACUAUAACAAUGAGCCUCGGGGCGGUUGGUACAACAUCUAAGCCGGCAAAUUCUGCCAGAACCACCAGGAAGACGGGUGUGUCUGCAGCUAGAGGCCCACUUACCUCUGAGAAAAAACGGUAUCUCGUACGGUUGAGAGAUGAGGGAUACACGUGGAACCAAAUAAGCGCCAAGUUUCCUGGCACAAAGAAGGAAAGCCUCCAGGCAGCUUAUUAUAGAGAAUUGAAGCGCUUGCCAACUCGGGUCUCCCAACGUUUGGAGCGUACUUCCAGCUCACAUACUAGAUCGAAGGAAUCAAGCAAUCCCGAAAGUCCAAAACCAUGUCAGGUGAAGAGGAUAAGAUGUUCACGCUACAAUCUCCGAUGUAGGAGCGAUCGUUGA